ACCAAGGAUGGCAUUCAGAAGAACCUGAAGGAUGAAAUCAUCGAGUACCAUUUCAAGACCUCUUUCUUUGAUAUAUUUGUCUUGGCUUUCUUCCGGUUCCUGGUGCUGCUGCUGGCCUACGCCGUGGUGAGGCUGCGCCACUGGUGGGUCAUAGCGGUCACUACCUUGGUGUCCAGUGCCUUCCUGAUUGUGAAGGUCAUCCUCUCCGAGCUUCUGACCAAAGGAGCUUUUGGCUAUUUACUUCCCAUCGUCUCGUUUGUCAUUGCUUGGCUAGAGACUUGGUUCCUGGAUUUUAAAGUCCUAACUCAGGAAGCAGAAGAAGAGAGAU
Molecule: messenger RNA, 328 nt
Organism: Merops nubicus (carmine bee-eater)
Lineage: Eukaryota; Metazoa; Chordata; Aves; Coraciiformes; Meropidae
Product: stAR-related lipid transfer protein 3-like
Exons: 4
Source: RefSeq, a predicted model, not a curated record